AUGGUGCUGCUGACGCCGGCUGUGCUUGUCGUCGGCCGCACUGGUGAAGACGAUGUAGGCUCCAUGCUCUUCAGGGAAUUCAUCUUGGAUGGCGGUGACUGGACGGGCCGCUGGCUGCUGAGGAGGCGGAGCCGGCGGGCCCGCAGGCGGAGGCGGCAGUCCUUUGCCCUUGGCAAUGCGGAUUUCUUCGUCGAGCCCGUCGUAAGGAUCUUCAAGGAGGAUGUGGGAGUGACGACCGUGGUGCGGGUCGGCUGCGACGUUGGCUGGCCGCUAGCGAGGGACGAGCCAGUGGUCAAGCUCGACCGCCUGCACUACCUCUUCAAGCUUUCGGACAAGGAUGGCAUGCUCCUCAACUAUGGCGUUGCCGACGCCAUGCUCUUGCCAUCCCUCGACGCGCUUCUCAAGUUCGACUCCUGCUUCUCCACGCCUUCCGCGCCUUCUAGGGCCUCAAGGCCACCCCAUCAUCGUUGGAGUCGCGGGUACUUGAAUGACUUGUGGCCGAGGGUGGAGAGCUAUAGCGGCAUGCUUGCCAAGGCCGGCGCCGGCAUGAGCCAUCUUAUCAAAGGCAUCUUCAUGUGCAGCGAGGCCUACGCGAGCCAGGUACAAAAGGUAGCCAACCUGAUUAGUCCUCAAGCAGCCAGCGGCGCGAGCUAACGCUUCGGCAGCACCAAUGGAGCUGACCAGAACAUCCAGGCAGGUCCGGCGAAGUGUGGAGGAGUCAACAAGAGCCUCGAGAGACAACGUCGGCUUGCCGAAAGACGUGGCCUGGCGCCGAAGCCAAUGUCGAUGUGGGGCGUCGGCGUGACGCGGUGA
Molecule: messenger RNA, 813 nt
Organism: Aegilops tauschii subsp. strangulata
Lineage: Eukaryota; Viridiplantae; Streptophyta; Magnoliopsida; Poales; Poaceae
Product: senescence/dehydration-associated protein At4g35985, chloroplastic-like
Cellular component (GO): plasma membrane
Source: RefSeq, a predicted model, not a curated record